AUGGAAAUGCCACACAAUAUCACAGAGUUUUUCAUGCUGGGACUCUCACAGAAGCCAGAGAUACAGAGAGUCCUCUUUGUGGUUUUUUUGAUCAUCUAUGUGGUCACCGUGUGUGGCAACAUGCUCAUUGUGGUCACCAUUACCUCCAGUCCCACCCUGGCUUCCCCCAUGUAUUUUUUCUUGGCCAAUCUGUCCUUUAUUGAUACCUGUUAUUCUUCCUCUAUGGCCCCUAAACUCAUUGCGGACUCCUUGUGUGAGGGGAGAGCCAUCUCUUUUGAGGGUUGCAUGGCUCAGCUCUUUGGGGCCCAUUUCUUGGGAGGUGUUGAGAUUAUUCUGCUCACGGUCAUGGCCUAUGACCGCUACGUGGCCAUCUGCGAGCCUCUGCACUACACGACCACCAUGACCAAGCAUCUCUGUGCCCUGCUGGUGGGGGUGGCUUGGCUGGGGGGCUUCCUGCAUUCACUGGUUCAGCUCCUCCUGGUCCUUCAGCUGCCCUUCUGUGGGCCUAAUGUGAUCAAUCACUUUGUCUGCGACCUAUACCCCUUGCUGGAGCUCGCCUGCACCGACACAUAUGUCAUUGGCGUCCUGGUGGUGGCCAACAGUGGUGUGAUCUGCCUGUUGAACUUCCUCAUGCUGGCUGCCUCCUACGUUGUCAUCCUGCGUUCCUUGAGGUGCCACGGUGCCGAGGGGAGGCGCAAAGCUCUCUCCACCUGUGGGGCCCACUUCACUGUUGUUGCCCUGUUCUUUGUGCCUUGUAUAUUUACUUAUAUGCGGCCAUCGUCUACUUUGUCCAUGGACAAAAACAUGGCAGUAUUUUAUGGUAUUCUGACGCCUAUGCUGAAUCCACUCAUUUACACCCUGAGAAAUGAAGACGUAAAAAAUGCCAUGAGAAAGCUCUUCAUUCAGUAA
Prionailurus viverrinus (fishing cat) is the source of this 909-nucleotide messenger RNA. Its product is annotated as olfactory receptor 4C3. The record is from RefSeq and is a predicted model, not a curated record. Gene Ontology annotation, molecular function: olfactory receptor activity; G protein-coupled receptor activity. NCBI's taxonomy places the organism in Eukaryota, Metazoa, Chordata, Mammalia, Carnivora, Felidae. Gene Ontology annotation, biological process: G protein-coupled receptor signaling pathway. Bases 1 to 909 code for a protein of 302 amino acids. Gene Ontology annotation, cellular component: membrane. The transcript has a single exon.